AUGGCGGUGCGCCAGGCGCGCGUGCGAGAGCGUGCCAGUGCUUGGAUGUACGAGAUCGUGGUGCGGCCGAGGGCUGACGUUCAGAUGACCAUCGAGGACAUCAGGGCUGCGCAGCGCUUGCUUGAGCGCUCCCUUCAGGUGCAGCUGUCCUUCUUCGUCAAGGUCAAGCUGCAGAUGGAACUGGUGCAGCCGACGGUGGAACGGGCAGAGGUGCCGCUGGAGUGGCCUGCAGACGAGCCACGUGUGGAGACCUACUUUCUGAACAUGGCUCCUUUCCUCGUGCCCCCCGAGGCGAACAUCACCCGCCGCAUGAACGGCGUCAUCAGCGAUGCAAGAGCUUCCUUCGAGCGACACCUGGAAUCAGCCCGCUUCAACAACUCCCGCGAGAACAUCGGAAAAAUGUUGGGCAUCACCUUGCUGGUUGGGCCCAGCCUCCCGAUGGCGCAGCUCCCGCCAGCUCCCUUCGUGGACCGGCCGGUUGGCACGCACGCUGAGCUGCCUGAGGGCCUCUACGAGAGGAAGAAGCUCCCGAUGCCCUUCGACCACAUGCGCGGGCCAGAGAUGUGGAGCAGACCGCCAGUGUGGGAGCGCGAAGCCUACGACUCGGUGCUGGACUGCGGAUCCUCCGAGCUCACAAAGAAGAGGGAUGCCGCAUACAAGCUGCUGCGGGAGACCUGCGAGAUCAUGGGCUGGACCACAUUCCGACAGGUACACGACUGUUACCUCUUCAUGGACCUCGCCCUGGCCGACGUGAUGGGCUUCCUCUUUGCCAGGUUUCGCCUCGAUCCGCUGCAGUACGUGACCCUACCUAGCGCAGCUUACGAUGCGAUGCUCUUCUGCACCACUGUGGGUCGCCGCAAGCCUGCGCCGCGGCUGAUUUGCCAAGAGAAGAUCUAUCGCACAGUGCGCAGCUCCAUCAUGGGUGGGCUGAGCUGCAUCUUCCAGCCGUGCGCGAGGGCCAAUCUGCCUGGUAUGGAGGGGUACGAGCCAGAGAAGGAGACGACCUACAUCUUUUCCUUGGACGUCAACUCAGAGUACCCUUUCGUCAUGACCAUGCCGAUGCCCUGCUCCUCUGGGGAGUGGCUGACACUGCCGGAAGCACAGCCGCAGCGCCUCACCUGGCUCCGAGCGCCGCUGGACGCCGUCGACCCCGAGGCUGAAGAGCAGAUCUGCUACCUCGUCCUUUGCGACUUCACCUUCCCGCUAGAGCGCCACGACUCCCUGGACUGGGCCCCCUGCGCGCAUGAACGUCAAGCGCAGCCAGCUCAGGACACGAAGCUGGUGCCCUUCCUCGGAAUGCACGUCAAGGAGGGCGUGGACGCCAAGCGUCUCAAGUUCAUGAUCGAAGUCAUGGGCGCCGUGGUCACGAAAGUCCACUCCGUCAUCAGCUUCAAAUGCCGGCCGUGGCUGCGCGAUUUCAUGCGCGGCUGCUACGGAGAGCGGCUGGCCAGGAAGAAACAGGGGCAGCAUGUGGAGGCUGAGAUGCUGAAGCUCGUCAUGAACGCCAUUUAUGGCAAGGUCUGCCAGAACAUGGAGGUCUACAGGAACACAAACCUCUACACUGACGAGGCCAAGUUCGUGCGCGCCAUGAACGGGCAUCAAGAAGCUCUUCCCCAACGCGGUCCCGCUUUUCACGGACACUGA
Messenger RNA from Symbiodinium necroappetens, 1644 nucleotides. The record is from the annotation of a GenBank genome assembly. NCBI's taxonomy places the organism in Eukaryota, Dinophyceae, Suessiales, Symbiodiniaceae.